Rhododendron vialii is the source of this 818-nucleotide messenger RNA. Its product is annotated as photosynthetic NDH subunit of subcomplex B 3, chloroplastic. Gene Ontology annotation, biological process: P450-containing electron transport chain. Gene Ontology annotation, cellular component: chloroplast thylakoid membrane. The transcript is spliced from 6 exons. Bases 89 to 694 code for a protein of 201 amino acids. The record is from RefSeq and is a predicted model, not a curated record. Lineage: Eukaryota; Viridiplantae; Streptophyta; Magnoliopsida; Ericales; Ericaceae. Gene Ontology annotation, molecular function: 2 iron, 2 sulfur cluster binding.
CAGAAAAACCAUACUACUAAUAUCCAAAUUCAACCAUUAAUAGACUCCCAUUUAUUCAAAUACCAAAAAAAUAAUAGUAAACAGAGUAAUGGGUACACUUCAGUUACUCAAUCCUCAUUGUUUGGCCUCUCACAAAGUACUCCUCUCUCACAACUUCAGCACAAGUACUGGAAAAUUGAUCAGACCCCCCAAAAGCAUCAUCAGCUUCUCUAGAAGAGGAAGAAGAAGAAGAAUCAGAGCUGUCGCUACGAUUCCGGAGGGUGAAUCGGAAACCGCGGAAGAGCCCGAAGAACCCCCUGCAGUCAAUUUUGCAUUUGUUCACUCUGUGUUACUUCCUGAUGGAACACCAGAUGUGCAUUUUCGUACAGCAUGUGGUGGGCAGAAACUCAGAGACAUUAUGUUGGAUUCUAAUAUGGAACUGUAUGGACCAUAUGCUAGACCUCUGUGUAACUGUUCGGGAGGAGGAACUUGUGGCACAUGCAUUGUUGAAGUUGUUGAAGGGAAGGAGCUGCUAACCCCACGAACGGAUAAAGAAAAGGAGAAACUCAAGCGGAAUCCAAAGAACUGGAGGCUUGCUUGUCAGGUUACAGUUGGGAAACCAGAUUCUAGAGGCCUGGUUGUCAUCCAACAACUGCCUGAAUGGAAAGGGCAUCAAUGGGAAUACAACAAAGAACCUCCUCCGGAAGAACCCUGAUUACGACUUUCUUCUGUUCAGCUAGGCGUCCAUUGAAAAGUGUAAAUCUGUAUUCUUAAGAAAUUAAGUUACAGUGGAUAUUGGAUAUUCUGGACAAAGAGAGAAUGAUCGGAUAUUAGAUUCU